Molecule: messenger RNA, 3886 nt
Organism: Parasteatoda tepidariorum (common house spider)
Lineage: Eukaryota; Metazoa; Arthropoda; Arachnida; Araneae; Theridiidae
Product: popeye domain-containing protein 1
Biological process (GO): heart development; regulation of membrane potential; skeletal muscle tissue development
Cellular component (GO): sarcolemma
Molecular function (GO): cAMP binding
Source: RefSeq, a predicted model, not a curated record
GAAAUCUUGGCUCGAAGCCACCGUAAAUGACUUAAUAUAGCUUCUUGACUUGGGUGGUUUUUGCCUUUUUCAUCGCCGAAUAAGUUUGUUUUAGUUCGUGCGAUUGAAAACCACGACGAUUGAUGUUUAGUGUGGGGUGGAUGUUGUGUAUCUUGAAGACAAUUUUGUCGCCUCUGGACCAAGACGAGAAAAUGAUUUAGUCAUGUUUUGGCACGCACGGAAACUUUCGCUGUAUAGUGAGAUAAUGAAAGUCAAUAGAAAUGGAAAAUUUAAAAAGCUAGCUUAAUUUUAUUAUUUAAAGCAACUUUUUUUAUUUCUACUACUUCAUAAUUAAUAUUGAUGUCACUGCGUGCAAGAUUUUUAUGCAGAGUAUAGAGUUUAUGGUGUAGAAUUAAAAAACAACUGACGAAAUUAAUUACAAACUCUAACGAACCAAUACAUUUCUCGAACCAAUACCACCUGACACCACUGAUCUUUAUAUAUGUUACUGGAUUACUGAUUCAAUGCUUCGAGCUCGAAGCCUAUGUUGGUGAAAAACUGAGAUGAAUCGAAUCAUAAGGUAUGGAGAAUAGUCGGAAGUUGAUGGCACAAACUGCUUGAGACUACCCAGAUCCAGAUGAUGAUGUGGGAAAGACUUUACUCCAACCACAGAUCCCUUCCAGUUCCUCCUCAAUGCACCCCAGCAACGACACAGAAGUUUUCUCCACCACCUCCACUCUAAGCACUGACGGGGUGCAGAGACGCUUGUGCGAACCGUGGGUGGAGACCAGGCACUUCUUACUGCAGGCGGCACACUUCUGCUUCGCUGCUGCCUUUGUGGUACCAACAGUUCGUCGACAAGCAGCCCAGUUUCUAGUUCGAGUUCUGCUGACGCUUGGGUUUCUGUCAGCAGGCGUUUGGGCAGCCCUAAAAUCCUGUACUGGACCAGACGUUCUGGCCUGGAACACUACUUUACUGGUGGCAAACUGUGCUCAAGCAGCCUAUGUGGCCUACAGAAAUCUCCCCCCUAGAAUCGCUCCUGAAUUUCAGGAAUUGUAUUUAAAGGUCUUUCAUCCCCUGAAAGUGGGAAAAGACCAGUUCCGGCAGCUGGUUCGAUAUGCUCACGUCGAACCUCUGGAACCUGGUGAACAUUACGCUAUGGAGGGUGUUUCAUACACUGAUCAAAGACUUGCAAUACUUUUGUCUGGAAAGAUGAAAGUGACGUGUGAAGAGAUUCUUCUUCAUUACUUGUUGCCCACUGAAUUUGUCGAUUCACCUGAGUGGGAAUCUUGCGACGUCAAUACAGAUAAGCGCUUCCAGGUGACGCUCACAGCUAUAGAACGUUGCCAGCUGCUGUGUUGGGGCCGCAAAGAGUUGCUGACAAUCUUGGAAAACAACCAGUUCCUCAAUUUUGUGAUGUACAAUUUAAUCGGCAAAGAUAUCACGCACAAACUGUACUCGCUCAACGAUCAACAUCGGAAGGAUACCGCUCCGGAGAAGCUGUCCAUUGCUGACUCUCUCGAUUUCUGGAGGAGUCCCAUGGCCAGGUGUCACUCGGUGGACAUGGUGCACACGAGCAAGAAAGGACAAGUCCGAUCACUCUUCUGGAAGAAGCCCGAGAAAAAGAACAGGAGAAUGAGCUCCCUUCUUGCUGAUCAUUUAGGAGACUCCCGGACAUCGAAUUUCUCCGAUCCUGGUCCUCGUCAAAAAAGAAAAGGAGAAAAACAACAACCGCAACAACAACAACAACGAGAUCCACCUUUUGCAACUCCAGUAUAGUUAAUGAUUGUCCCGUCCAUUUUGAAAGAAUGCUCAUGGUUUGAACAGUGAACAAAUUUUAGGAAACUCUCAGUCCUCAUUAAGGAGAGAAAAAAAAAAUAAACUUGUUAUUUAAAAAACUCUAACAAAUCAAACAUUUAACGAAAUAAAAGUAUGUACAUAAAUAUAUCAGAAAAAUAUCAUCUGAAGCACAUUGAACUCAUCCCGAUAUUUGAAAUAAUUCGACAACGUUUUUCUCGUCAAAUUAGGAGUUCUACCAUAAUUAGUUUUGUAUUAAAAUGAAUGGCGAUGUAGAAUGGUCUGCAUCGCCAUUCUACAAAAUAACAUUUGCUUAGUUAAAAACAAUGCAAUUAAUCUCAUUCUUUUCCUUUUUGGAAAGUACGUGUGUUUAUUUGAUUUUCGUUUUAAAAAAAAAGAUUAUUAAAUUUGUGCAUAUAGAAUACAAAUACAAAAUCUAUGAUAAUAAAAAAUAAAUUUAAAAUGUUUGACGAAUUACAUCAAAUCUAAUUCCAGAAGUUUUUUUGAAGUAUUUCAUUUAUAACAAUUCGAAGACAAAUCAAAGGUGAAUUCUAACAAAACUUAUCGCAGGACUCGGGUUUUGUAUGAUGUUCAAAUAAUAAUGUAAAGUAAUAUUGUUCAAAUUGGCUGCUGGCGUUUUGACUUCAAAGGUUAUUAAUUUUGCCCCAAAUUUUAAACAAAAUUACGAAUCAUUUUUCGCUAAUUAGGCAUAUUAGAAUACUACCGAAAUUACAUGGUUUGUGUCUAAUCACGUGGUUGUGCUUGGCAUGUAUUAGGCUUGUUUUAUUAUCACACUGAAUCAAUUUUCGAUCAGAUUUAAUUGGAUACAUGCAAGCGACGUCACACGUGCGUGUCGAGCCUGAUUGACUGCUGAAUCAUGUAUAAACAAAUACGAUUCUCCCCACGCGUGACGUCGCUCGAUGGUAUGCAAUUGAAAACAGAUCAUUUUUUAAAAUUAAUUAAGUCUCCCAAAUGAGAACACUAUAUUUUAUCUAAAAACAAAACUUUAAAAUCAGUCAUAAAAAAAACGAUUCGAAAAACACUUUUCUAAUGAAAAGAAAUUACAUUCUCAAAAAUUAGUAUUAUCUUUCUUAAUUUUGUUUUAAAGUUUAGCCACUUAUUGUUAAAUUAUGUAUAGGAAAAUACACAAAUCUAUCAAAUUGACUGAAAGCAAAUUGUAUAUAUGCAUAUUCGGAAAAGUAUAGCUCCCAAUUAGACUAAUUAAAGGUUGCAAUUGAACAAUAACGACCAAAAAUAGCAAAUCAGAAGGUUCUUUAAUAACUCAAGUGUUACCAGAGUUCGUUUAGGAUGUUCAACAGCAUCCACCAUACUCUCUAGACCUCACCAGUAUUUCGAUCCUUACAAAAUGACCUGCAUGCAAAAAUCUUCUACGUUAUGGUUGAAAUAAAAACUCAUGUUUGAAAGGGAAAGAAUUUUCUAAAAGGACAUGUUUUUCAAGUUGUUCGAAUGAUAAAGCAACAUAGUGGAAUAGAAUGUCACUAAUACAGUUUCAAUUUUUUUUUAUUAAAUGUACUUCAACUAUAUUUUAAUUAUGUAUAGAAUAUUUCAUUUUUCCUUCCAAAUUCGGCGCGAACUUACCGGGCAACACAAUAUAGCAUGUUACCAAUUUUAAACUUAAUAUUUCCAAUAAGAUAAGAUGUAACAAAGUUUUUAACAAGGAGAAAUUAUUUCAUAUUUUUUUGAGUUUUUAGAAUACAAAUGAGGAAUUUAAUUUAUUCAUCAAUUUAUAGUCAUUUGGGGCUGUAGAAACAGAUCUGCUUUUUUAAUGGAAAGUAAAAAUAAUUUCAAAAAUCACUAUUAAAGGGACAUUACGUAAAAUCUCUGAAAUGCGAACAUGCUACAUCACAAUGAUCUUAUGCUUAGGCUGGAAACAUCGAAAUUUCCCUCGAGUAUUUCUAAACAUAUUUUAUACGCCUCUUCCUGUUAGAAAAGAAAUUGGAUAAAAAGAUAGACUUUUGUAUUACAUAUGAAAAAGCUCAUUUCCUUUGUGAUAUUAAAUUGAAGGUGUACCUCAGAUCAAUACACGGUAGGCUCAAUUCCUUUUGUUUAUUUUAUUGAUGACAUAAAAAUAUUUUGGUCUCCCUAAAUC